AUGAGGUUCUUUCCACACGCUCUGGUCGCGCUGGCAGUCGCAGCCACCGCUGCUGUUGCUGCGCCCAUGGAGAAAAGGGCGCAGUACCCCGACCCCAACGACGAUCCCUUCUACUCGGCACCAGCCAACAUCGCCUCGUUCUCCAACGGCCAGGUGAUCCAGUCGCGCUCGGCCACCACCGACCUUGGUAACCUCAACAACGCCACCUCGUUCCAGCUGCUUUACCGAACCACCAACACCUCGGGGCAGCCAGAUGUCACGGUCGCGACUGUCUGGGUCCCCGCCAAGCCCGUCUCGCCGGCCAAGAUUUUCUCGUACCAGGUGUAUGAAGACUCGUCGCAGCUCAACUGCGCUCCAUCCUACAGCUACUUGACUGGAUUGGACCAGCCCAACAAGGUUACCGUCGUACUCGACACGCCCAUCGCCAUCAGCUGGGCGCUCCAGCAGGGCUACUACGCCGUCUCGGCCGAUCACGAGGGUCCCAAGGCCGCCUUCAUCGCUGGCUACCAAGAGGGCAGGGCCAUCCUGGAUGGUAUUCGUGCUUUGAAGAACUUCCAGAACCUGCCUUCGAGCAGUGCUGUCGGCUUGUACGGUUACAGCGGUGGUGGACAUGCCACUGGCUGGGCCGUCAACUUGGCCGACUCGUAUGCUCCGGACGUCAACAUCAUUGGUGCCGCGUACGGUGGUGUGCCUACGAGCACCCGCGACAUCUUCAACUUCCUCAACGGAGGCUUUUUUGCCGGGUUCCCCAUCGCCGGUGUGUCUGGCCUCGGUAUGGCGUACCCCGAGCUCGAGGACUUCAUCCAGGCUCGACUCAACGCCAAAGGAAAGGAGACGAUCAACAAGUUCCGCAGCCGUGGUUUCUGCCUCGCUCAGGUGGUGACGAACGAUAACUUUGUCAACAUCUACUCGCUCGUCAACGACAGCAACAUCCUCAACGAGCCCGUCCCCUCCGAGGUGCUGGCCAAAGAGACGCUGCUGCAGACCCAGGCGAGCUACAACGUCCCCGUGCCCAAAUUCCCGCGAUUCCAAUGGCAUGCGCUCUUCGACGAGAUCGUUCCCUACAAACCGGCGGAGCAGUACGUGCAGGAGCAGUGUGCCAAGGGUGCAAACAUCAACUGGAACGUGUACCCGAUCGCUGAGCACGCUACUGCCGAGCUGAUUGGCUUGGUGCCCGGCAUCUACUGGCUGAGCCAGGCCUUCAACGGCCAAGCCCCCAAGGUGGCAUGCGGUGCCGGCAUUCCCGACAUCGCAGGCUCCAACACGCCACCGGCACAACAGGUCCUCGGAACCGAUCUGGCCAAGCAGCUCGCUAGCCUCAACGGCAAGCAGUCCGCCUUUGGCAAGCCCUUUGGCUCCUACAAGCCUCCGUCUUCUUGA
Messenger RNA from Sporisorium graminicola, 1380 nucleotides. RefSeq lists its product as uncharacterized. The transcript is spliced from 2 exons. Gene Ontology annotation, biological process: lipid catabolic process. The record is from RefSeq and is a predicted model, not a curated record. Gene Ontology annotation, molecular function: triacylglycerol lipase activity. NCBI's taxonomy places the organism in Eukaryota, Fungi, Basidiomycota, Ustilaginomycetes, Ustilaginales, Ustilaginaceae. Bases 1 to 1380 code for a protein of 459 amino acids.